This is a messenger RNA of Solanum tuberosum (potato), 702 nucleotides long. RefSeq lists its product as uncharacterized. NCBI's taxonomy places the organism in Eukaryota, Viridiplantae, Streptophyta, Magnoliopsida, Solanales, Solanaceae. The record is from RefSeq and is a predicted model, not a curated record. The coding region runs from base 157 to 681 and encodes 174 amino acids. The transcript has a single exon.
AUAGACUACUGAAAACAGAGGCAGUCGGUGCAAAAACUUGAACACUAGAAGCAAGCAAGCGAACCCCUAGAGCCCUAAUAAUCACAUAAAUCUCAUUAAAAGAAAAAAAAGAAGAAAUCUUAAAAAUCCCAAAAUAUCAACGCGAAUCCUCUCACCAUGGCUUUGAGAAUUCAUCUUCUUUACCCAAAUCGUUUUCCUUCACAAUUCACAAAGUCCCAAACCAAUUGGGUCCCUUCUAUGUAUACCUUCAAGAAUCAACCCAAGUUUCACAAAGUCUCGUGCACCAACAACGACGACGACGACGACGACAUGAGCGAUAUAGACCUGGCCUCAGAUUUUGCAACAGAGGUUGGAAAGAUGAACACCCAGAUGAUACAGAAAGAGGAGGCGUUGAAGAAAAGCAAAGAGCUUUUGUUCGUUGAGUUUUGCAACUACACGGGCUUGAAAUCGGAGGAAAUGAAGAAGAAAUGGAAGAAAUUCAGUGAAGAGGAACAAUUGGUUUUGAUUAAAAGUUUUGUUUUAGAAUGGGGUGCCCAUUUUCAUCCAUUAUCUGCUAGGUCUGUUAAAGAAUUAGUUGAUGAGUACUUAGUUGAAAACACUUCUGACUUCAAUUCUUCUUCUUCUUCUUUUUUCCCUGGUCUCAAAAAAUUGAUGGGAUUUUCAGGGGAUGAUAAUGAAUAGAUUGGAUUUCAGUUUCCCUUA